Molecule: messenger RNA, 648 nt
Organism: Phaedon cochleariae (mustard beetle)
Lineage: Eukaryota; Metazoa; Arthropoda; Insecta; Coleoptera; Chrysomelidae
Source: the annotation of a GenBank genome assembly
GUACAGAAACAUGACGGGCUUCAGUGAGAAGGCCAUCUUGAUCGAUGGCAGAGGCCAUCUGCUCGGGCGUCUUGCGGCGAUCGUAUCCAAAACUCUUUUGCAAGGUAGCAAAGUCACAGUAGUGAGAUGUGAGCAGUUGAACAUCUCUGGAAACUUUUACAGGAACAAACUGAAAUUCUUGUCUUUCCUUCGCAAACGGUGCAAUGUUAAUCCUGCACGAGGACCAUUCCACUUCAGGGCCCCAUCCAGAAUUUUCUGGAAAACAGUUCGUGGAAUGUUACCCCACAAAUCUGAGAGGGGAAAGCAAGCUCUUCGUAGGCUCAAGGCAUAUGAAGGAAUCCCACCUCCAUAUGACCGUAGGAAACGUGUGGUUGUACCAGGAGCAUUGAGGGUAAUCUGCCUCAAACCUGGCCGCAAAUACUGUCAUGUUGGAAGGCUGUCACAUGAGGUUGGCUGGAAAUACCAAUCUGUUGUGCGUACUUUGGAGUCCAAACGUAAAGUCAAGGCUGUUCUGUCUAUCCGCAAGCGUGACAAGCUUAAGAAGAUUACUAAGGCUGCCUCAGAGAAGGUUGCCAAGAAGACUCAGCCUUUCACAGCUGUUAUUAAUUCUUAUGGUUAUAACUAGGACUAAUAAAAUGUAUUUGAUCU